Sphaeroforma arctica JP610 is the source of this 1582-nucleotide messenger RNA. RefSeq lists its product as hypothetical. The transcript is spliced from 5 exons. The record is from RefSeq and is a predicted model, not a curated record. Lineage: Eukaryota; Ichthyosporea; Ichthyophonida. The coding region runs from base 288 to 1049 and encodes 253 amino acids. Gene Ontology annotation, cellular component: Golgi membrane.
CAAAAGCCGAAACGGAGCCGAAAUCCCCCACAUCUCCACCACAGUAGACAUUCGACACACGGCACAUACGAGCACGCGCACGCGUGUACAUAUACAUACAUACAUGUCUCUGUGUAUAGGACUGUAGCUGAACGAGCUAUCAAGCAAGCGCAUCGCACAUACAAUACAAAAACUGUACCAUCUAAAUACGUCGUUUACCUUCUUUUAUUAGGGCAUACUUUAUAUCCACAUACAUAUAAUCGUUCGAAUCAUAGCAUAUAUACUCUCUUGUUCAUAUACUGCACAACAUGCUUCCCAACAAUAUGUCAGCCAACAGACAGGGCAAUAUGUCUGGGCGGCCGUCGCGGCGCCAUAAGUUCAUCCGCCGAUUGUUAUUGUUCCGGCAAAUGGACUUUGAGUUGGCUAUGUGGGAGAUGCUGAACCUGUGUAUUGCACCGAGUAAAGUGUACAGGAACAUCACAUACCACAAGCAGACAAAGAAUCAGUGGGCCAGAGACGACCCAGCUUUCUUAGUGUUAUUGGCAGGGUGUCUUUGUAUCACAUCUGUUGGCUUCUCCGUGUACUUCUGGUUCCCCUGGUGGAAGCUGUUGUCAUUUGCCCUUUGGGUCAUACUGUUCGAUUGCGUAGUCAUCGGAUGCAUCAUUUCUACCGCUGGGUGGCAUUUAUCAAACAAAUACCUGAGACUGGAAACUCCGCACACAACCGACGAGAAGGUGGAAUGGGGCUACUGCUUUGACAUCCACUGCAAUUCUUUCUUCCCGCUAGUGCUGAUCCUCCACGUGCUGCAGUUGGUACUGAUGCCUCUGCUGAACAAACAAACUUUCAUCAGUGUGUUCUUGGCCGACACAUUGUACCUGUGCGCAGUUAGCUCCUACAUAUACAUCACUUUCCUCGGAUACUCUACACUGCCAUUCCUGGGCAAUACGGUGGCCCUCCUCUUCCCCGCCGUGGCCAUGCUUGGUACCUACAUCAUGUGCAUCCUUCUGCAAAUCAACCUCACCACGACAGUACUGUACAUGUAUGGCAUCGAAAGCACCGGCCCACAGUAGCUGGACACAUAAAGACGCUCCUCGAUCGGCUCGAAAUGUUGCUAUUGAUCAUUACAACAGUCUGCGGGGACGCUGAUGAGAUUGAAGUCCUUGUGUAGUACUCAUAGAUAUUGCUAAUAUAUGAUAGGCGAUUCUAUGGAUGUGUCCACCGUGCUGGUGUCACAAAUUCCGAGCUGCUAAUCAUUGCGUACGAUUCAUAUUUGCAGCUAAGAGUUAAGGUAGAACAUUCAAGGUUACUAUAUAUAUUCAUUCAAAGUGGAUAGUGCGUGCUUUUGAGAAAUUACUGGCUAUUUAGCCAUCAUGUGAUAUAACGGUAGCUCUCAUGAAGGUACAUGGACAUGUGGGGCUACAUUGGUAUAUAGUGAGGUGCGACUAUUAAGUAAGCGAAUCUCAAUAAGACAUAUCCCUACUACUUCGCAUGCUGCUUUUACCUGCAAGGUUGACGUAAGACACGAAUUAAAUCGGACCACCCCGGUGGAAGAAAGUAUCCUCCAUCCUGGAGAUGGAGAUAGAUCAAAUAAAUUUCUAAAGGG